Molecule: messenger RNA, 4468 nt
Organism: Camponotus floridanus (Florida carpenter ant)
Lineage: Eukaryota; Metazoa; Arthropoda; Insecta; Hymenoptera; Formicidae
Exons: 6
Coding region: 260-3697 (1145 amino acids)
Biological process (GO): positive regulation of protein tyrosine kinase activity; neuromuscular junction development
Molecular function (GO): protein kinase binding
Source: RefSeq, a predicted model, not a curated record
GCAGCGACCCAACGUUGUCAAGAUGGCAGUUGGUGCACGGGGUUGAUCUCGCUCGCGGUAUGGAUUUUGCCGCGUGAUUCUUGGCGCCGCAGUGAUUCCCGUCCGUCUUCGUGGGGAAGAGAGGAGGAACAGGAGAGACAGCGCGGUGCGACCGCGGAUGCCGCAAAUGGUGUCGCGUCGCGGAAGCUCGGCCGAUCGAACGCGGUAAUGAGAAGAAUAUUUCGGAGCAGCGUGCGGUAACGGAGCCAGGGCCUCUACAAUGGUGGAUAACAGUUGUAUCAUCGAGGGAAACGUCAAAUUUCGCGACGGCAAGAAGUGGAAGUCAAGAUGGUGCGUUAUGCGAAAAUUAUCGCCAGUAGCAGAUUGCUUGCAUUUACAACUGUACGGGGAUAGUAAGGAUCGUUACAAACAAGGCCAAACGAAAGCAUCUUUGAGCUUGCAACAUUUUCUGGGAGUGGAGAGCGGUUUUACCCUUGACAAAGAAUCCAAUACAAUUGCUAUAAUUUGCCAGGAUGUGACAGUCGUUCUCGCGUUUGACACGCGAGAGCGAUUGAUUCAGUGGCAGGUUAAGAUCUCGAACAACUUGGGUGAAGAUCAGCAAUUCUUGAUACUCAUCUCUUCGGUACCGUCAAAGGCAAAGUUCACUAAUGGACCGGCCCACUUGCACAUUCAGGAUCGUCGUUUCUGCAUCACUGUCGGCGUGCCACCACGGCUCGUCGGUAUAUGGGAGAUUGCACAUCUUCGACGAUACGGUGUGGUCGAGGGUAGAUUUUGCUUCGAGGGCGGCUCUAGAUGCGGUCGAGGCGAGGGGCUACACGUUCUGAUAACCGAUCAAGGAGAUGAUAUAGUCAAGACAUUACAAUUGGCGGCCGAGGGAAAGCUCACCACGAAAAAACGAUCGCCGCUCAGUAGAGAACAAUCGAUGACGCAAGACAGCCCGGGACGACGUCAAUGUUCCCGCUCAGAGACCAGAGCCAGCGAUUUUUUCCCUUCGAUCGCUUUGUAUUCGACAUCUACGUACGAAGAACAAUGCGACAGCUGCAAGAAUGAGAACUCGCCCUAUUGGUCGUCCGCGGAGAGCAGACAACAGACAGCGGAACUCGAUGGCGAUUACAGUUGCAGGGAUACGAUGUCGAUAUCGGAACUGCCCGAUCAGCAACCUAGCGGUGAGUGGCGCAGCUGUUCGCUCACUCGUCAAGGUGCGACUGGUCUCGAGAGAUGCGCCAGUUGCAUCAGCAAACUCGGCACAGUCUCAAAAUCGUCCACCUUGAUCACGACUACUAUGAGCGGUAUAAGCAGUCCAGCCGCCAGUACGUUAAACAAUCUAGGAUGUCAUUUGCAACCUCGUACUUUCGAUCGACUCUCACUGUCCUCUUAUAGCAGUAGUAGUCACGACAGUGAUUAUUCCGGCUCGCAGCAGAUCGAAUGUCAGUGCGCGCAACCGAAAACCGCCCAGUCUCAAACGGCACAGCAGACGACGGCUCGUCGAAUGUCACCGAGCCCGAGUGCGUUGCCACCGAGACCGCCGAAACCGUCCCAACCGUCAUCACUACCAAUAGCUAAUCAAUCCGUCACUGCCAAGAAGCCUAAGAAACCGCCGAUGCCGCUACCAACCGAGCAACAACAGACUUGCGUGCACGCAUUAAAGCCCCAACAAACUCAACAGUCUCAGCAACAAUCGCAGCAGCUCGUGUCUCGCGGCGCCGCAGGACCUUAUGAGAACUACGACAUUCCAAAAACAAUCCUGGGUCAUCAUAUGCUGCUGGAGCAAGGCCCGCAACCGGAACAGUAUUAUGAUACACCAAGAAAAAUCAAAGAAUGUCUUACACUGCCGAAAACUUAUCCCAAUUAUGAUACGCCUCAGGUGCCGCAGGCCGUAGUCCUGCAAGGAUGCGGAUGUCCCGCAAAACUCACGGUUCAGUCACCCAGAUCUUCGGGAUGUCCUUGUCACAAUGUUAUGAGCUGGGCUGGUUUUGUCCUUCCUUAUUGUCGACGCGGCGCAGGAAUCGAACCUACCGGUGUCACGGUACAUCCUGUGAAGCUCUCGGGUGAAGGCAAGAUGCCAGUGGUGAAUGCCAGUGGGGAUGUAGCCAUUUAUGCAACAACUAAAAGGGUACAUAAAACUGAAUUGAUCGACGAAAAAGCUAUUGUGGAGAAUUGUGGCUGUGCUGCGACAAGUAAAUCGAACAAUUACGAGAAUGUCGAACCGGUAAUAGAUACGCAACCAGAAUCAAAGCAACCGAAUUACGUGAAUAUAGAUUUUACGCAAUCGCUCGAACAUUACGAAAACAGCAAAGACGUACUAACAAAGAGUAGCAUAUCGCAGGAAGAGAUUGAAAAAUUCGCGGAUCAGUUAAAGGAACCGGCAUCCGAAGUACCAAGGAGCGAGAGCGUUUCCAAGGUUUGCGAAAAGUGCGGUCACGCGAAGGAAAGGGAAGAUGAUUAUUUAGUUAUGGAUCCGGAGCAAACCCCGAAAAAACCAUUUCCUAGUUACUUACCGAUGCAUCCGAUUCAUAAUGCUUGUUCCAAGGAGAUCUUGUCCAGGCUUUGCAGCGGCAUCAAGAGUUCUAGCAAUCCGACAUUAUCGGGAUCCACGUUACUCGAAGGGAAUAAGAAACGUUCCGAUUCGGAGUAUCGUGUGCCAGGUUCAGCAAUGUUAUCCAGCCCGUAUCUCAGACGUCGUUAUUUGGACGCGGGUAACGUCACAGAAUCUGGUGCUAGCGGCAUAAAUAUACUUCUCAGGAAACGAUCUUACUCUGCCGAGUCCGCGCAUUAUCUGGACGACGAGAGCCAUACCUUUCCGUCCACGCUUACCAUCCACAAGUGUUCAAGCGAAGCGGACAAAAAUUCUUUGAUAACCGGCGAGCCGCAUAAUUCGUGCGUAAACUCCGAGAAUAAGAUCAGUAAUAGCAAUCACGAGAAUGGGCAGACAUUGGUGACCGGUGUCGCGUCUCAGCCGUCCUUUAUCAAAAUCCGACGCUCGUCAUCCGUACCAUCUAAGACCGGUCACAACAGAGACUCGUCGAGUAGCAACGAUUCGGGCGUUUCCACUGGCUCCUUGAGUCAUCGAACGGCGGAAUUUGUCGAGUAUGAGUUGACGGGAUCUGCCGCUUCGGCAAUAAAGCAGAAUAUGUUAUCGCAAGUUUGUCGUAAAAGUCCACCACCCACGUGUUACCACAGCAGCCUGCCGAGGAAGUCCAAAUCUAGCGAUCCUCUUCGUGAAAUCUCUUUUCAGUUUCAAAAAAUCAAGGUACCGACAAAAUCUUCGUCCGCGGAAGCUGACAUACCUACGUGUUUACCGAAGGCCACGAAGGGCUUUAACAGUCCCGGUGAAGUCUCGAAUACACCUUACAUCGAUUCUCGGAGUACUAGCAGUGGAACUUCCGACAUGUCGGAUUAUAUUGAAACUUUGUCACUAUCGUCACACUCUUCAUCUGAUACGCCCGACAGCCUACGAUUAGGAGGCAGAGCAGUAGCAACUACUCUUCGACCUCGUAGUGGGAAAGAAUACUACAAAAUUGAUCGAAGUAUAUUGGUAGAGCAGGGACGGAUUCUUACAACGGCAUCUGCUAAUUAUGCAAAUAUCACUCCAGUGUUAGAAAAGAGUGAGUCACCAUCACCUGGUUACAUGAGUAGCUCACCAUUCGAGCAACCACAACCUACUCGUGAUCAUUUUUUGUUCCCUGAAGAAGCUUGAAUGUAAUAAUAUUGUUUGGGAAAAAAAGAGAAAACUUGAAGUUCCUAGGAAUUCCAAACAAAAUGAGUAAGAAUGAGUAUUUCAAUGGUAGAAAUUAUAAUUGGGGCAUUGUGACUAUUUACACUAUACGCGGAUAUCUGGGAUUACUUUUGAAUCUAUCUAUGAUUAUUCGCCACAUGCCAAUAUUGUAUAACAUGCCAAAUGACCCUAUCAAAUAACAAUCAAAAAUUCAUAAUUCUAAGAACACGAAAGCACUCUUACUAAAUUAAAGGUUUUUUUAUUGAUGUUUUCGUAAAUGUCUUCCUCUAAAAAGCACAAUCAAAGAAAAAAAAGAAAAAAUGUAAAAAAGACAUGAAUUUAUACAAAAAUCUAGGUACUAGCGUAUAGUCGAAAUAAUGUCAGUAAUCAAACACAAUUCCUACAACGACUCAAACAAUUUCUAAAAUAUGCUCAAUAAGAAACUAAUAGUUUGUAUAGUAAAAAUCCUGCCCUAGGAUGUAAAAGAUAUGCAUUGUAUACUUUAUAUGAGUAUAUCGUUUUUUAAAUACUUUCUUAUUUUGUAUGAGUAUACUUCUAUAUAGACUAUUGUACAGUCAUUUUCGAAAAAAUUGAAUGAGAUUCAUUCAUUCUUAGAGAUUUCACGUCAGAGUUCUUGAAAUUUUAUGGAUCAAUCAAUAUGACAUCAGAGCUCAUAAAUAAUACAACAGAAUUCUAAUACCUCGAAUAAAAUAGUUUUAGCUUGUAUCUCUUUUAAAAUUAAAAAUUUGAAAA